Messenger RNA from Trichoplax adhaerens, 2664 nucleotides. RefSeq lists its product as uncharacterized. The transcript has 21 exons. The record is from RefSeq and is a predicted model, not a curated record. Gene Ontology annotation, cellular component: cytosol; membrane. NCBI's taxonomy places the organism in Eukaryota, Metazoa, Placozoa, Uniplacotomia, Trichoplacea, Trichoplacidae. Gene Ontology annotation, biological process: intracellular protein localization. Bases 1 to 2664 code for a protein of 887 amino acids. Gene Ontology annotation, molecular function: protein kinase binding.
AUGAAGUUAAUAUUAUACUCAAACAACAUUUUAACUAAAUGUACGUCAAGGAAUUUAUCAUCGCCUGUUUGGAAGCUUUGUUCCACAGAAAAUUAUAGUAGAAUGAGACUCAAAUUGCUUCCUCAAUUCAAUGCUGAUACUCAUAUUAAAGCUAGUCAGUUAAGGGAUAAUACAGGAACAGGUAAAAAUUCUGAAUCAUCUGCAGUCUCUUUACUUGCCAAUAUUGCAAAAGAAGUUUCAGUUAUCAAUCCAAAAGAUGAUGAUGAAGAAGAUCUAAGCUCAUUAACGAAUAGCAACUCAGCCGCUACAUUAGAACAAAAAGGAGAAGAGAAAAUGAUACUUACGGAGCCUUGCGCACUAGUUAUUAUGACGGAUGAAAUCCCAGGAAAUUUUAAGCUCACUACUAACAAAAUUUACUUUACGGAUUUAAGAUCUGAAAUUGCAGAGGGUAGUUUACCGUAUGAUUUUGAAAUUUCUCUAUCGGAUUUACGGGAAGUUCAUUUACGAAGAUAUAACCUAAAUCGCAGCGCGAUCGAAGUCUUUUUGAUUGAUCAAAAUAACUAUUUCUUCAACUUUUCUAAGGAGAUUAGAAAUAAAAUCUACAGCCAAAUUAUGAUGCUUAAUCACCCAAAUCUUUACUACGCUGGCAUAAGAUCGGGUGCUGAUUUAUUGAAAGCUUCCAAACUAACUAAGAAAUGGGUUCGUCGUGAAAUUUCAAAUUUUGAUUAUCUGAUGCAACUAAAUAUGAUCGCCGGGCGUACAUACAAUGAUCUCAAUCAAUACCCUAUAUUUCCUUGGAUUCUUCGCGAUUACCGUUCCAAAUCCCUCAAUCUUGAUGAUCCGCAAAGCUAUAGAGAUUUAUCAAAACCUAUUGGGAUUCAAAACCCGGAUCGAAUACCUGAAAUUAGAGAAAGAUAUGAGACUUUUGAAGAUCCUACUGGAAUUACCUCUAAAUUUCAUUACGGAACACAUUAUUCUAAUGCCGCUGGCGUUAUGCAUUAUCUGCUACGACUGGAACCGUUUGCGUCACUUCAUAUUCAGUUACAAAGCGGAAGAUUUGACUGCGCAGAUAGACAGUUUCAUUCUUUGCCAAUGACAUGGAAGACUUUACUAGAAAGCCAUGGUGAUGUAAAAGAACUUAUCCCAGAAUUCUUUUAUCUUCCUGAUUUCCUUCGCAAUAUCAGCAAAUUUGAUUUAGGUAAAUUACAAUCAGGUGAUAGAGUUGAUGAUGUCAUUUUACCCCCAUGGGCCGAUUGUGCUGAAGACUUCAUCAGAAAGCAUAGAGCCGCACUGGAAUCGGAUUACGUAUCGACCCAUUUACAUGAAUGGAUUGACUUAAUAUUUGGCUAUAAACAAAAGGGCAAAGCUGCUGUUGAAGCGUUAAAUGUUUUUUAUUAUUGUACAUAUGAAGGUGCCGUCGAUAUCGACGCCAUAGACGAUAUUACACAUCGCAAUGCAACCAUAGGAAUGAUAAAAAACUUCGGACAAACACCCACUCAAUUACUGAAGGAACCGCAUCCAAAAAGAAUGACUCAGGAAGAAGCUGCCAAUUAUUCCCGCAAGCAAUCUACUAUGGGCCAAUACAUUCCCGCGAUUAAUUUAUUUGAUAAUCUGUCCAAGGCUAAAACAUACUUCAUAGAUGCUUCAGCAGCUCUAGGAAAAUUAGUUUUCAUUGGUAUGCCUUCUAUUCAAACGCGUUCAUUUAUCCAUUCUGGAAUGUUAGAUAGCUUGAUCGCGUUAACUGACACUGGCUUUUAUGGACUUCAUGGCUGGUUGCCGUAUUCAAAAUCGAAGUCUCUGCCGUUUACAUUUGAGCUUGACGCUAGUAUGGCAUCUCGUAACACAAAAAAAUGCCUAAGUUGGCCAUUUGCACCUGAUAUUGAAAUACUUCCUAAAUUAUUUUGUGUUACAAAUGAUGCAAAGCUGUUAUUUAGUGGAGGAUUCUGGGAUAACAGUUUGCGCAUAUAUAACGUUAAUAAGGGACGGUUGCAAAACUCUAUCUCAAUAUUCAAUGACUUAGUAACAUGUAUAGGUAUUGAUAAAACUGGAAGAUAUCUCAUAGUUGGUUCCCGUGAUUCUACGGCAGCUCUUUGGGAAAUAAAUCAUAGCGAUGGAAUUAAUGCUAACCCAAUACAUCAUUACUACGGUCACGAUGAUGAGGUUACAUGUGUGGGAGUAAGCAGUGAACUGGAUAUAGUAGUUAGCGGCUCAAAGGAUGGCAGCUGCGUUAUGCACAUGAUUCGUACCGGAUCUUAUGUAAUGUCCUUACGUCCAAAAAUCAACAAAGAAAACUUUCGUCAAUGCGAGAUUAUAUCACUAACAAUAUCAGAAAUGGGAAAUAUCGCUUUAUUUUGCCGCCAUUUCGAUGAUGCGAAAAAGGAAGAAUAUUUUAUCCAUCUAUAUUCGAUAAACGGAAGAUUAUUAACUAGUCAACAAAUAGAUAGAAAAAUUAACACUAUGAUUGUGUCAAAACACUAUAUCAUUACUGGUGAUGCUGGCGGAGCUGUUGUAAUCAGAAAUGACUACGACUUAACUGAAGAAAUGACAUUUCAAUUAAAUGUUCCUGUUCGAUGUGCCUCAAUUUCCUCGAUUAACGAACAUAUCCUCGUCGGAUUAGAUGAUGGGAAAUUAAUUAUCAUUAGUUAUAAUACAAAAGAUAGUUAA